GCUAAGCUUUCUAGCCCAUCGCCUCGCAGACUGUCUGCCGCUUUCAUCGUAGAGGAAACACAGUUGCUGCCCGAGCCUCAGCCGUGUGCACACACAUGCUCAUUCAUUCUCCUCGUUUAAUGGUGUCAAGCUAUUAAUAUCUAUUUUUUAUUUUUUUAUUUUUUUUUGGUGCCACUCUGGGUCGGUUGCGUUCUCGUCCGCAAAACACCAUUACUAUUGUCCAUGUGGCACAAUCAUUAGCAUACAGAUGAGAAGUGAUCCGGUCUCGGAAAAAGGAAAAAAAAAAAAAAGGAAGAGAGAGGCAAGAGGUGCGGUGGAAAAGUUGAUUGGAUGAAUGAAGAGGAAUGGUGGGCGUUCGAAUGCAUUAGAAGAGUUUAGUUGUCAUGGAAGAGUUGUGCUCUCACGCUGUGGAUACUCAGAGAAAUUAAAGAUAGAUCACAGGGAGAUCAAAUGAAAAACCUGAAACAUAGUCCGGUAAUUUACACUGCGUGAAAUCCCCAGCGCGGAAUGUCUUCAUGAAAAAUUGAGAUGUCACCAGGAAAGAAAAUCUGCAGGAAAACCUAAGAAAAUGCAAUUUAAUUAGAAUUACAGAAAUUAAGAAACAGGACUCAACACCUUCGUUACUGAUUACUGAAAUCUGGAACAAAAGAAGAAUUACACCACCACCAGGACGUCUCAGACCUCCUGCACGGGCUCAUCAUCACUGUCAUUAUUCACCUCGGUCCACCAGACAAGCAGACAGUACUUCAAAUGCUCAGAUGGAGGUGGAUACAGACGAGAAACGGCAUCGCACGCGCUCCAAAGGUGUUCGAGUUCCUGUGGAACCAGCCAUACAAGAGCUGUUCAGCUGUCCUACUCCUGGUUGCGAUGGGAGUGGCCAUGUUAGUGGUAAAUAUGCAAGACAUAGAAGUGUUUACGGCUGUCCUUUGGCCAAGAAAAGGAAAACUCAAGAAAACAAGCCUUUAGAACCCUCACCAAAAAGAAAACCUUAUUCCUCAAGAACUGACAAUUCCUCGGUAGACGAGUGCUAUGAAACGGACGGCACGGAGGAAAUGGAUGAGAAGGAAGAGGAAGAAGAAUACUCCGAUGACAAUGAAGACCAGGAGGACGAAGAAGACGAAGAGUUAGACAGGGAUGAUGAAGACGAAAUUGAAGAAGAUGAAGAGGAAGAAGAGGAAGGAGAGGAGAUCGAAGAGGAUGACGAAGAAAUUGACUAUGAGGAAGAAGAUGACGAUGACCAAGACCAUCACUCAAUGGACUGUCACAGCUCUCGAAUAAUGCACGACACCGAAAAGGAUGAUAAUAAUAACGAUGAAUACGAUAAUUACGACGAACUGGUAGCCAAGUCCUUGUUGAAUCUUGGCAAAAUAGCUGAGGACGCAGCCUACAGAGCCAGGACGGAAUCCGAAAUGAACAGCAACACGUCGAACAGCAUGGAAGACGACAGCGACAAGAACGAGAACAUGGGACGCAAAACGGAGCUCAGUUUAGACUUGGACAGUGAUGUUGUUAGGGAAACGGUGGAUUCCCUCAAACUGUUGGCACAAGGACAUGGUGUGGUACUUUCCGACAACCUCAAUGAUAGGAAUUACAUGGACAAUUCAUGCCAGGAAGACACGAGGAAUAUGAACUAUUUGAUGUUAGGCAAGCCUACAAACAAUGGACAUGCCGAGAAAAUGGUGGAGGAGAGCGACGAGGAGGUGUGUUUGAGCAGUUUGGAAUGCUUGCGUAACCAAUGUUUUGACCUUGCACGGAAACUUAGCGAAACCAAUUCCGACAGAAAUCAGCAACAAUACAUGGGUCAGAGAAUGCCUAGGGAGGACGAAGACUAUUCCGAUCGAAUACCGGACAGGAAUUAUUCCGAUAUGAUGAACUUAAUGAGACUCGAAGAACAAUUAAGCCCCAGAUCAAGAACUUUUUCUAGCUGUGCAAAGGAGGACGAAUGCAUGGAAAGAGAUGAUGACACUACCUCCAUCACCUCAGACAGGUCAGAAGAAGUCUUUGAUAUGACGAAAGGGAAUCUGUCACUGCUAGAAAAAGCCAUAGCUCUGGAAAGUGAGAGAGCAAAAGCAAUGAGGGACAGGAUGGCCAUGGAAGCUGGAAGACGAGAUAGCAUGAGAAUGUGUGAUGACCAUACCAUGAGGCACCUCUCAGGGGAGGACAGAAGGCCAAAGUCCACUGAUGGCCAUGUCAAAAAGCCAUGUUAUACAAAAGAUCCCUCACGGUCCGAGAAGAAAGAGAGCAAAUGUCCCACCCCUGGCUGUGACGGCACAGGUCAUGUGACUGGCCUAUAUCCCCACCAUCGGAGUUUAUCAGGUUGCCCACACAAAGACCGGGUACCUCCAGAAAUUCUUGCAAUGCAUGAAAAUGUUCUAAAGUGCCCUACGCCAGGUUGCACCGGGAGAGGCCAUGUAAACAGCAACAGGAAUUCUCACAGAAGUCUUUCAGGAUGUCCUAUUGCUGCUGCAGAAAAACUAGCAAAAGCUCAAGAGAAACAUCAAAGUUGUGAUGCAUCAAAGUCCAGUCAAGCAUCUGAUCGUGUUUUAAGGCCUAUGUGUUUUGUAAAACAAUUAGAAAUUCCACAGUACGGUUACAGGAACAAUGUAUCAACGACCACACCUCGCUCCAACUUGGCCAAGGAACUGGAAAAAUAUUCAAAGACCACGUUUGAAUAUAACAAUUAUGAAAACCAUGCAUACGGAAAGAGGGCUAUAGCGCCAAAGGUGCAGUCCAGGGAUAUAUCUCCAAAAGGAUAUGAUGCUAAACGUUACUGUAAGAACUCCAGCCCAACAAGCAGCACAACGAGCAGCUAUGCCCCCAGCAGCAGCAGUAGCAAUAUGAGUUGUGGUGGAGGCAGCAGUGCCAGUAGUACAUGUAGCAAAAGCAGCUUCGAUUACUCCCACGAUAUGGAAGCCGCGCACAUGGCUGCCACUGCAAUCCUGAACCUAUCGACUCGCUGCAGGGAGAUGCCGCAAAACCUCUCGACCAAACCUCAAGAUCUCUGCAACAGGAAUCCUGACAUUGAUGUGGAUGAAAAUGGGACACUGGACCUUAGCAUGAACAAACAGAGACAACGAGACGGUUGCUGCUCCAUUCUAACUCCAUUGGAACCAAUGUCACCGCAGCAGCAGGCAGUGAUGAAUAGCCAGUGUUUCCACAUGAAUGACAGUGACUGCUGGGACAUACCAGUAGACUACACUAAAAUGAAACCCAGGCGGAUAGAUGAAGAUGAUUCCACAGACAUUAAUCACGAUGAUCUGGAUCCAUUCCACGAUGCCCUCGACGACAGACGGUAUCCUGGAGAAGUUACAAUUCCAAGUCCCAAGCCCAAAUAUCCUCAGUGCAAAGAGAACAAGAAGGACUUAUUAACAUUAUCCGGGUGCCCACUGGCAGAUAAGAGUAUUCGGAACAUGAUGGCCACCAGUUCACAGGAACUCAAGUGUCCGACUCCUGGCUGCGAUGGCUCUGGACAUAUCACUGGAAACUAUGCUUCCCAUAGAAGUCUUUCGGGCUGUCCCAGGGCAAAGAAGAGCGGGAUCAAGAUAGCACAAAGCAAAGAAGACAAGGAAGACCAAGAACCAAUCAGAUGCCCGGUCCCAGGGUGUGAUGGCCAAGGACAUGUCACAGGGAAGUAUGCAUCACAUCGCAGUGCAUCUGGAUGUCCUCUGGCCGCCAAAAGACAGAAAGAUGGCUACUUGAAUGGGUCCCAGUUUUCAUGGAAAUCUGGAAAAACUGAAGGAAUGUCCUGUCCCACCCCAGGAUGUGAUGGCUCUGGACACAUCAGUGGUAGUUUCCUUACACAUCGAAGUUUAUCGGGAUGCCCACGAGCCACGUCAGCAAUGAAGAAAGCCAGAUUGUCCGGAGAAGAGAUGAUGACUAUAAAGCAGCGAGCAACAAAUGGUAUAGAAAAUGAUGAGGAAAUAAAACAAUUGGAUGAAGAAAUAAAGGAGCUAAAUGAGUCGAAUUCCCAGAUGGAAUCGGAUAUGAUUAAGCUGAGAACUCAGGUACUGGACGAGCGUCCUGUUGCUUGCCAAGAACCCUGUGUUGAUGAAUACCAAUUUCAUAUUACAACAAUGGAGAGUAACCUGAAGACAAUAGAAGAGGAGAACAAAGUCAUUGAGCAGCAAAACGAGUCUCUUCUGCAUGAGUUGGCCAAUCUAAGUCAGUCUUUAAUCCAUAGUCUAGCUAAUAUCCAGCUACCCCAUAUGGAUCCCAUCAACGAACAAAACUUUGAUGCCUACGUGACCACGCUGACGGACAUGUACACAAACCAAGAUCGCUAUCAAAGCCCCGAAAAUAAGGCACUUCUGGAAAACAUCAAGCAAGCCGUAAGAGGAAUCCAAGUCUAAAAGGGAAAGGUUUUGCUCGGACAACGAACUAAAAGACGCCUCUUGUUUUCUGCUGCUGUAAUCUACCAGAAAAGUGUUAUAUAUAUUUAUUCAUUCUGAGACAGUGUUAUGCUUACAAGACUCCAUGAUGAUUUUAUGUCUUGCUUUAAGAAUAGUACCUGCUGAAUCGAUUUUGAAUACAUUCACAUUUUGUACGUUUUCAUAUAAGCUAACAUUGUGUGAUAUGCCAUGUAAUGUUUAUAGCUGCUAAUGUAUGCACAUUUUUAAGGUAAAUAUAUUUCUGAAAAACAAAAAGGGAAGCUGCCGAAGAGAAAUCGAGGGUAGAUUUUUUUAUGCUUUGUUGAUCGAUGUUUUAGUAUUUUGAACUGGAGAAGACAAAUUCCCCUAAACGGUAUUGCCAUCUGCUGCCACUUUCUAGAAAAAUUCAUUUCGGUCUCUGAAAACGGAAGAUUUUAGGCUUUGGAAGAACAUAUACCACCAUGCGCACACUGUUUUACGGCAAGCAGUAAAGUGAAAUGGCUUUAUUUUUUAAAAAAAGGACCUUUCUAGUAUAAGGCGGAAUGAUUUUUUACAUUUUUUAAUUUUGUUUCCGAUGCGGUCUAAACAAGUGGUGCAAAUAAAUGAGUUUCUUUUUUGUUGUUUUUUUUUUUGAAGAGCGGACAUUUGAGAGAUGUAAGAUAUACUUUGUUUGACGUAAGACAACAUCAAGCUAUGAAAACCUACUACAGGGGGGGGGGGAAGUCAAAGCAGCUUAAAAGCACUUUUCAUUCAUAAGUGAACUUCAUCUGAUCUCAAUAUGGGAACCUCCAUUGUUGAACUAUAUUGGAAGAGAACGUUGAGAUAAUUCCUACUGAUCUUUUUUUCAAACAGACUUUGGAGAAAAAGCCACUACUCACCCUCCAUUCCCAGAUCGACUCAUUUCCCUUUGAACUUGCGUGUUACACACACAACAAAUAUACUUGUACUGGAUUCCUGCAUUUUUGAUCGAGGAUGAAAGACACUAUUUUUAAUACAUUUUCUGUUGCCUUUUUUCAUUGUGUUUUCAUUUCAAAUUGGGGGUUUUACAGGUAAUGCAAAAAAAAAAAAAUAUAAAAAAUAAAACACAUUUCUGAUCCCUGGAAUAAUUCCAAAAAAGUAGAUUUAGUAGAAAAGAAAAGUAGAACCUUUUUACGUCUAAUCAUUUUUCCCCAUGCAGGUUGUGUUUGUCUCUCGCGACAACAAGAAAAAAAACAUUUGGAAUUUGGAUUGUUGUUGAACUGUCCUUCUUGGGAAAAAAUGUGAAAUUUUGUUAGAAGACCAAACUUUAGACAGCACUUAUUUUUUAUUUAUAAUUUAGCUUUUUUUUUUUAUUGUGCUCAUUUCAAUGCUGAAUUGUUGAAUUUAUUUAUUGUUUAUUUAAUUAUUUAUUUAUUUAUUUAUUUAUUUCAUGCAUUUAAUGUUAUUUCAACAUGAUUUAUGUUCUUCUAAACAACUGCACUAACCAUAUGCAUAAGACCACUUUUUAAGUCGAGGACGUGUUGUGUUUAUAAAGAUGUCAAAAAGGAUUCUUAUUUUUUAUUUAAAUCGCAUAUCUUUUUUUUUUUUUUCCUUCCACGUGUCGAUGUUAUGCAGAAAGUACAAUGUACUUUCAGAAUUUUGCUAUGAAAAAAAAUACAAAUGGAAAAAAAAACAAAAAAAAAAAACAAAGAUGGUUUUUUUUAAGAAAAAAAAAGUAAAAAAAAAAAAAAAUAUUUUUAGCAAAAUAGGACUUACAGGGUCAUUGUCCCCACAAUGUGCCAGUUGAUAAUUUGCACUUACCUUGUCCUAUAUAUCCAUAAUAUACGGAGGUGUGCAAUUUUUUUUCGUGUCUAUAGCCUUUGUGACACUGACGAGAAAAAUUUUAAAAAAUUACAAAAAAAAUAUAUUAAAAAAAAUAUACAAAAAUAAACAAACAAAACAAAAGGACAGAACAUACUGGAAGCCAUGAUGGCUGUUUCAAUACUAUCGCUAAAGGGAGGUUACAGGGAUCUCACAACUAAUAUUCUAAUACAAUACUCAACCUCGGUAUAUAUAUGUAUAAAUAUAUGUAUAUCCCAGCGGCACUUUAUACUAUUCACUGUACAAAUGCUAACAGUUUUCCAAGAGGACUUUAAUAACUAGCUGGGAGAAGAUUAUGUAAUUACUUUGGGGGCUUUGCAGUAUGUUCUCUGUAAAGGCCUGUUUUUUUGUUGUGCUCUUAGUCGUAGCGGUCAUGCUCAGAACUGCCUUUUCGAAAGUCGAAGCAAGGUGCUUGAUGUUCACCUUCUGCCAUAUCCAUGUCAUAUAUCGUCCCGAAAAAGGGGAAAAAAAAUACUCUCUUUUUUCGGGGUGGUUGACCAUUGUUAAUACUGGCAUUAGCCUUUUCCACGGCAUUGUGUCUGCAGCUUAUUCGCCAAUAUAGUAAUGCUUUCAGUAGAUUAAUAGAUAGUAUCAGUUGGGAAUAUUAUUGUUAUCACCUAUGUACAAUGGAAAGGGAUUUUAAGCACAAACCUGCUGCUCAUUUAAUGGUGGUACAUGAUACUGUAUCAAAUCAAAAAAAAAAAACUAUCUGUGACUAUUAUAUAUAGGGAUCACAAAAAAAGUGUCACAUAUUAGAAUGCUGAUCUUUCAUAUGGAAUUAUUGUGAGUCAUCGAAGUUUAUUAUUUAUUCUAACUUAUUGUUCAUAUUCAUUUCUAAGUUGGAUUUAAGUAAUCAUUUAUUAAGACAGAAUUUUGUAUAAACUAUUUAUUGUGCUCUCUGUGGAACUGAAGUUUGAUUUAUUUUUGUACUACACGGCAUGGAUUUGUUGAUGACAUUUUAAUUUUGCGAUAAAUGUGUGGAAUCACAAGUUGCUGUGAUACUUCAUUUUUAAAUUGUGAACUUUGUACAAAUUUUGUCAUGCUGGAUGUCAACACAUCUUACUCUAAAUAAAAGAGGAAAAAACAAUGCGUUGCCAUAUUUGUAGCACGGUGGUGGUGGGUCUAUGACCGGUCAACAUUUUCACCUUACCUAAUGUACUGGCAGCCAUAGCAAAUAAAUAUUCAGCUAAUAGUA
This is a messenger RNA of Hyla sarda, 7401 nucleotides long. It is a transcript of the gene MYT1L, whose product is annotated as myelin transcription factor 1 like. Gene Ontology annotation, biological process: regulation of transcription by RNA polymerase II. Gene Ontology annotation, cellular component: nucleus. The record is from RefSeq and is a predicted model, not a curated record. Gene Ontology annotation, molecular function: DNA-binding transcription factor activity, RNA polymerase II-specific; RNA polymerase II cis-regulatory region sequence-specific DNA binding; zinc ion binding. NCBI's taxonomy places the organism in Eukaryota, Metazoa, Chordata, Amphibia, Anura, Hylidae. The transcript is spliced from 25 exons. The coding region runs from base 759 to 4349 and encodes 1196 amino acids.